Messenger RNA from Tilletiopsis washingtonensis, 2252 nucleotides. RefSeq names its product DUF803-domain-containing protein. Gene Ontology annotation, biological process: magnesium ion transport. The transcript has 5 exons. The record is from RefSeq and is a predicted model, not a curated record. Gene Ontology annotation, molecular function: magnesium ion transmembrane transporter activity. NCBI's taxonomy places the organism in Eukaryota, Fungi, Basidiomycota, Exobasidiomycetes, Entylomatales. The coding region runs from base 194 to 2212 and encodes 672 amino acids. Gene Ontology annotation, cellular component: membrane.
GCUGACAGCUGCCGCCGGCCCGCUUCCUUUCCGGCCACCACUCCUGCCCCAGCACGUCGCAUCCGCCCAGCAAGCCCGCUCACUGUUCCUCAGUGCUGCUCUCGCACACUCAGUGCGCCCACUGCGCUCUCUGUCAUCUCCUUGCGCGAGCCGCGAAGUCGGGUCUCACUCCACCUCCGCACCUCCACGCGCGAUGGCCGCACGCCUCGAGGCAGCCAUGCUGCUGCUCACCGAGUCGCCGGCGCAAGCGACCAUCGUGGGCGUCAUCAUCUGUCUCUGUGCCAACGUCAUCAUCUCGCUGGCGCUCAACUGCCAGAAACUGGCGCACACGCGGCUGCAGCAGCAGCAGCGCGAGAGCAGCGGCGAGGAGGCGGGAGAGAGCAGCGAUGAGGAGGGCGCAGCGCAUGCCUCGACCGAAGCGGGCGAGCCGAGACUGGCCCUCUCGCCGACUGCGGCACAGCACGCGCCCAAGGGCGACAAUGUGCUCGGCAUUGUCGUCGUCGUGGACAAGGAUGCAGCCGAGCAGCGAGCGCGCACCGAGAAUCUGCCGCUCCUCUCGCCGACGCAGGCGCGCGACGGCAGCAAGUACGGCGCUACCGGGCGCAGCAGCGAUGCAGAACAGGCAUCGGGCAGCACUUCAGCCUCGGGCACGCUGCGCGGUGACGGCGGAGGAAAGACGCCGGCGUCGGGGUCGGACGAUGAGGCGGAGGAGGAGCAUCAGGGUCCGACGACGCAGUUCCUGAGAAGCAAGCUGUGGUGGCUGGGCUUUGGACUGAUGGUGCUGGGCGAGAGCGGCAAUUUCCUCUCAUACGGCUUCGCACCUGCCUCGCUCGUCGCGCCGCUGGGCGCCGUAGCCUUGCUUUCCAACGUCAUCAUCUCUCCUUUUCUGCUCAAAGAGCGCUUCCAAGUCUCUGACCUCUUCGGCAUCUUCCUGUGCAUCGUCGGCGCCGUCACGGUCGUGUUUGCAUCGCGCGACAGCGAUGUGCGCCUGGGCCCCGAUGGCCUGCUCCACGCCAUCAUGCGCAAGGAGUUCGUCGCGUACUCGAUCACCGCUUGCGCGCUGGGUGCGGUGCUGGCAAGCAUGAGUCGCACAAAGUGGGGCGAGCGCUUCGUGCUGAUCGACAUUGGAGUGUGCGCCAUCUUUGGCGGCUUCACGGUGCUGAGCACCAAAGGCAUCUCCUCGCUUCUUUCUGGCGGUCGCCCGCUCGAGCUGCUGAGCUUUCCCAUUACCUACGCUCUCAUUGUCGUGCUGGCCGGCACGGCCGUGCUGCAGCUCACCUACCUGAAUCGCGCACUGCAGCGCUUCGACUCAAGAGAAGUCAUCCCGACGCAGUAUGUGCUCUUCACCCUCUCGGCCAUCAUCGGCGCCGCGAUCCUGUUCCGCGACUUUGAGGACGUCGAUCCUCACCGCCUGAUCAACUUCUUCUUCGGCGUCGCCGCGCUCUUCGGCGGAGUCUUCGUCCUGACACGCCAGCACGAGUCGACGUCAGGCGACGGCGAUGAAGAGUCUCAGUCCGAGUCGCACGGCAACAGUCCAGAGCGCAUUCCUGUCAGCAUGACGCUGCCUUCCGUCGACGAGCGGCACGAAGAGUCCACUCCUGCUGCACGCCUGCAGAUUGCAGCGCCUUCAUCUGCGGAUCGACGGGCACGUCUGGCGAGACCAGGUCUGAGCGGCACAGUCUCGAGCAGCACGCAAGCCGGCGACGUCGGAGCGCUAGGCACCAGUGCGACUUCACAAGCAAGCGCACCAUGGUCUACGUCCAAGACUCCGCGCCGCAACAUCGUUGGACUGGCGCCUGCGUCCGGCGGUCUUUCGCAGGGCACCUAUCUUCUUCUCGCUGCUACUUCGCCUGCUAAACCCGGCAUGACACAGCCGUCAGGUGGCCUGAGUGGCUCUGCAAGCACAUCACGCCCCUUCAGAGGCCGUAGCUCGAGUCAGCCAAACACGCCGACUCGACGACGCAGUCGGAUGAACCUGCGCGCAGACGAUGCGGCACAGGAAGGAGAGGCGACUCCCAGUGUUGAUGCAGCUGCGAGGAGAGCGGCGAGACACCGUUCGCCUGACGCUGCCGCCGAUGCACGACGCCCCUCGACGGAGCGCAAUGCGCCAUCAACAGCGAGCGCAGCGCAGACGAGAGGACAGGAGACGCCGCUGGACGAGGAUAUGCCGUGGGCCAGCAGCGCGGCAGAUCAGAGUCGGAAUGCCUCGUGAGGCGGAGAGGAGGAGCUGCAAUGUCACGAUCCUAGCCAUG